Eupeodes corollae is the source of this 5066-nucleotide messenger RNA. It is a transcript of the gene Sara, whose product is annotated as zinc finger FYVE domain-containing protein 9. Gene Ontology annotation, molecular function: metal ion binding. The record is from RefSeq and is a predicted model, not a curated record. Gene Ontology annotation, biological process: endosomal transport. The transcript is spliced from 9 exons. NCBI's taxonomy places the organism in Eukaryota, Metazoa, Arthropoda, Insecta, Diptera, Syrphidae. The coding region runs from base 499 to 4635 and encodes 1378 amino acids. Gene Ontology annotation, cellular component: early endosome membrane.
UGUCAUAAUAACUUGAAAUGAAAAGAGACUCAUUUAAUUAACAUUUAUUUAUGUGUGUGGUGCAUGAAGGAAUAGUGUCAAAAUACGCUUAGUGUUUCGUAUUAUUAUUAAUGAAAAAUGGCUAACUUCGAGUAUUACUUAAAUUAAUUAAAAUAAACCAUCAAAACAAAUCGAAAAAAAAACGACGAUAAAAAGAAAAUAAAUGAAAUGUAAAUAUAAUUGCGUGUAAAUUUAGCCAGUGUGCUUUGCUGUUAGUUGUUCAAUUGAACAAAACAAAUUUAAAAAAAAUAACUCCGUGUUUUCUGCAUAAUAGGUAUAUAAAUAUAUAAACAGUUACAAACAUUCGAUUUUGUGUUGGAUCUUUUAUGAAGACGACGAAAAUUGUUCAUCGAAGUAGGCUGUUUUAUGUAGAGAAGCCGAAAGGAAGAAAUACAAAUAAAUAAUUUAUAUUUCGUGAUUAUUCUCAAACCAAACUCAUUAAGAUAAAAACAAGCAGUCAUGGAUCUCGUUGAUAUUGAUAAGGUCUUAGAUAACUUAGAACUUAACGAAGAACAACAGCGUAAAGAAAAAACGCCAAUUUUAAAACAAAGCCAGCCUUCAGAAUCACAAAUUUCGUCGGCAUCACAUUUUAAUGAAUCGGACCAAAGUAUUAAUUAUGUUGCCUCAGCAACACUUAAUACAAUACAAGAAGGAGAUCGCGUAAAUAGAUUUGUAGGAGUUUCUCAAGUCUUUAACAGCUUAGAAGAUUAUCGAAAAAAUAUUGAAAGCUUAGAUUUGUAUACCAAUAAUACAAAAAACGAUAAUACAAAUUAUGAAAGCUUAAAAAGUGAUGAUCAUACACUUCUUAUUCGGAACGAUGGGAAUGUCGAUAAUGUUAGGGAAGAAAAGGUUCGGCAGGAUGACGUGGAUGAAGAUGGAGAUGAAGAUGAUGCAUAUGCAGGCGAUGAAAUCAAUAAAUUCGUUGGUACAGAUGAAUACGGAUUUUCAUCAAAUUCCAUAACAACAUCCUCAUCGUCGACGUUUUCUUCUGGACCAUCACCGGCUUUAAUGUCAUCAGAAUCUGAACCAGAAUCUUCUCUAAAUGCUAAAGUAGAACUAGAAGCUCGGAGUUUGAACCUAAAUAAAGACGAAAGUACAGCUAGUGAUGACGUUGAUUCGAUUCAGCCAAAUGAAAAUGGAUGUUCUAGCAGUGACAAUAAUAGACUAUGGCAACAACAACAACGUUCUGAUUUUGAUGAUUUAGCUAUUGGUUUAUCAUCAAUCUCGCUCACCACACAUCAAGAAAGUAAUUUAUCAGAAAGUCCAUUAGCUUCAGUAAGCAGCAAAUUUUUGUUGAAAUCAGAAAACUUAAGUUCAUCUCUAUCUCUAUCAAAAACAACUAAGAACUUUCCGAACUCAGAUGAACAACCAAAAGAAUUGCCUAAACAAAAAAUCGAUGGAAGAGGCGAAGAUUCCUCGGUGGAAGAAGAAGACAUGGUACCAGCGACACAGCAAAAUGUAAUGGUUACAUUUAGUUCAACAAUGGAUGAGAUAUCUGACACAGAACUUGAUAGUAUUCUCCAGGAAAUUGAUACAGAAACGCAUUCACAAAAUCUUAUAUCACCUGAGAUACAUGAUAUACCUGUCGCCGCUGGUAGUAGUGGUAGCAAUGAAGUGAUAAAUAAAAUACAAACAAGUAAUGAACCAGGUCAGCAGGAAAUCAAAUCAAAUAUCAUUUCAUCGAAUAGUAACACAUCACUUGUUGCUCAGAAAUUUUCCGGCGAUGUCGAUGGGAUGAUGAAUAUUGAUAGUUUUUCACAAGCUUCUACUUUAGAAUUUACUGAGGAUCGACCUGAUGUCGAAGAUGACAUUGACAAGCAGAGCAUGGUCAAUUUAGACGAAAACGAAAUGUGUGAUGAAGGAGAAAGUCGAGAAAAGAAGGACAUACAAAAACGUCAAAGGCCUACAACACUUGAUUUGCCUGUUAGAAAAAUCAAUUUGUACGCAACAGCUGGCCAAACGCCACCGGGGUCGCGUAUUUAUGAUCAGGCAACAUCAUCUUCCGAUGAAGAUACACCCCAGGACAAACAAGGUGCAAUAAAAUGUGAUGAAGAUAUUAAUUUUAAUGACGGUGCUGGUCACACGCCACCAGAACGAUCUGAUCGGACAGUUUGUUUCGGCAGUGACGAGGCUUCUGGCAUAUCUGCUAUGCAAGCUUCAAAUGUCGAUGAACCAAUGAUUGCUGAAGAAAGUACAGAUGCUGAAGUUCAAAUGGCACCAUCAGUGUCAGAGUCAGUACUUGUUCCACCUACAGAAAAUCUUACACAAGAACCUAUAACGAAUACUAUUGUGCCCACUUUAAAUAAUAAUAACAUUGGAAAAGUUCCACCUAUAUGGGUGCCCGAUCAAGAGGCAAAUGCAUGCAUGCAAUGUCAACAUAAAUUUACUUUACUCAAGCGACGUCAUCAUUGUCGGGCAUGUGGCCAGGUCCUGUGUUCGGUGUGUUGUUCACAGAAGUUUAAAUUAGAGUUCCUUUUAAAUCUAGAAUCACGUGUCUGCGUUCAAUGUUUUCUCAUUUUAACGAAACUUACACAACAAAAACUACUUAUCAAUGAUCAACAAAUGAAUUCCCCGUCAACUGUUCAAGAGCAACAAAUGCCACAAUCAAUUUCAUCCCCAAACCCUAACAAUCCAAUGGAAUAUUGUUCAAAAAUUCCCCCACAUCGUCAAGUUAAUCCACAUGCAAUGUCAAUGUGUCCCACAGUGAUUGUUCCAGUUGGUGUUCUGAAGAAAGAAGGCAUUCCGUCGAAGAGUCGAAAGCGUAAAUCAGUGAUGUUUAGCGAUGGUAUACGACCUGGAAGUGAUUUGGCUAGCUUAGAUGCAAAAUGGAGUGAUGCUAAGCAUGCACGUAAAUCUAUGCCAGGUAACAAUCCAGCAUCAGUUAAUCCAGCUGAAUGUACACCUUUGAAUGCUGAGAAUAAUAAAAUGAUCACAAAAAAUAAUUUCAAAUCUAUUGUUUUAAUGGAUGAUGGAACUGGUUGCUACAUACCAACAACUGGAGAAAAUUCCUUGCCGCCAAUAAUGAUAACAAAAAAAAACGAGAAACAAUACCAAGAAGUAGCAAACAAUGCGGACCUUAUAAAAAGACUACAAUCCGAGAGUUUGAAAUUUGUUAUACAAAAUAACUUCUUUGUUUUUGUAAAAAUUUCUUAUUUAAAAUGUUGCAUCAACAAAACAGUCAUAAAUUUUACAACUAACGGUCUAAAUAACGUUGGCAACGAUGAAAUAAUCAUUCUGCUCGAACUUGACAAUUCGAAUAAAAUUCCUAAAGACAUUUUUGUUCACUUGAAUGAAAUUUACUGGGAAGCAAGUCGUGGUCAUCCCAUCACCGAACUUGGAUUUUCUAUGCCAAAGCAUCUACAAUUUCUUGGCUCACGUGAACAUGGCGGUUUUUUGUUUAUACGAUCGACUUUUCAAUGUUUACUGGAUGUGCAUGUUCCAGAACCGCCAUUUCUUAUUGGUGUAUUGAUUCAUCGAUGGGAAGUACCAUGGGCUAAGAUAUUUCCACUGAGAUUAAUGUUGCGUCUUGGCGCACAUUACCGUUACUAUCCAUCUCCCCACAUAUCAGUAAGGGAACGUGAGCCUGUAUAUGCAGAAAUUGCACAGACAAUAAUAAAUUUACUGGCAGAUUUUCGAAACUACAGCUAUACCCUUCCGACAAUAAAAGGAAUGUAUAUUCAUAUGGAGGAUAGACGAACAAAUAUUCUUAUUCCACGAAAUCGACAAGAUGAGAUUGUAAAAGCUAUAAACAAUUCGAGCGAUCAUAUUUUAGCGAUGGGAGCGAAUUUUUCCAAAAAAGCCGAUGGACAUUUAGUUUGCAUACAGAACAUCAAGCAACAAAGUGGCGAUUCACAUGCUUAUUCUACUCAAGCUAUUAAUAUUCAGGGUCAACCCAGAAAAGUUACUGGGGCAAGUUUUUUUGUAUUUAACGAAGCGUUAAAAUCAACCAGUGGACUCUCUGGCAAAUGCAGCAUUAUAGAGGAUGGAUUAAUGGUGCAAAUUUUACCAUCAAAAAUGGCUGAAAUAAGACAUUCGCUUAAAAAUAUGAAAGACAUAAAUAUAAUUUGUGGACCUAUUGAUGCUGACGAACAACAAAGUGAAGUAGUUCAUGUCCAAUGGGUGGAUGAUGAUAUCGAAAUAAAUAUAGGGGUAAGAUCUCCCAUUGAUUUGAAGAAAAUGGAUGGAAUACCAAGUAUAAGAGUACAUUCAGGUUUUACGUUAUCGAACAAUAACCACAUUCUUAAAUGGACCGAAGUUUUUAUAAUAGAGAUAAGUGGGGAAAAUGCAACGUGUAAGACAUCGGUUGAUAUAUCUAAAGUAUCCGAACAAAUUGCCAGAAAUGCAUCUAUAGCUCUUUUGCCGUUUUUAGAUUUACUUGUGGCAAAUGGCAGUGUCAAAAUUGGAUUGAGAGUAACUUUGAACAAUGACAAUGUUUGCUAUGAAGCUGGAAGUCAAAAUGAAAAGUUGCCUCCGCUAUACAUGAAUGCUCUCGACAAUGAAUUGAUUCAAUCAUUGCAUAAACAGGCUAAUGAUAUUGGGAAGACAAUAGUGUUAGAGUUAAUAUUUCAUAUUCUAAAUGUACAUAUAAAUGUAUAAAAGCAAGUCAUUAAUUAACAACCACAAAAAAAAAAACUAAUCUUCAUGUAUGUAUUUCAUCAAAUAUAGUCUGAGGUAUUUUAGGAUAUUUUGUUAAAUAAUAAUAUAUAUAAUAUAUGAACUUACAAAAUAAUGUUUGUUUUGGAUUUCUUAUUGUUUGUGAAUCUCUUUCAUAUUUACGCAUUAAUUUAAAUAGAAAUGUAAUUAUUAUAUAAAUAAAAACGUUGUGUUUGUAAAUUCAUAUGUGAAAUAAAACUGUUAUGUUAAUUAUAUAAAACUAUAAAAAUAAUAUAAAUAAAUGAUGUACGUAAAAUUAAUAUGAACAAGCUGUGGAUAAUCGUCAGAAAAAAAGAUAAAAUGUAUGCUAUUUUUUUUGUUUAAUUCUUGUACAUCAUUAAACAAAAUACAGAUAUCAUAUCAUAUGCCAACAA